Molecule: messenger RNA, 5365 nt
Organism: Melanaphis sacchari
Lineage: Eukaryota; Metazoa; Arthropoda; Insecta; Hemiptera; Aphididae
Exons: 18
Coding region: 117-5258 (1713 amino acids)
Biological process (GO): proteolysis
Cellular component (GO): membrane
Molecular function (GO): protein binding; serine-type endopeptidase activity
Source: RefSeq, a predicted model, not a curated record
AGAGUAAAGAAAAAAGUUUACAGAAAAAAAACGUCGAAUAUUUUCCGCACAUUUCUACAAUUUGACAUGGUAGUAGUGUCUGUGGAAAUCUGAGUGAUAACGGGGACUACGGGGACAUGUCGACAACUAGUGGCGGUGACACUGAAUACAUGCAAGAAAACUCGGUGAACUCGGUGACUACCUUAUACAACGGCGAUCAUACGGUUGUCAACCAUAGAGUGACGCCACCGUCUUCGUCCAAUGCCGACAGUGGUUUAGAUAAUUCUUAUCCAGAGUCAUCCGCUGGCGACGCUAAACUUAUUAUAGACGUGCCCGACUUUUCCAAAGAAAUGGAAACACCACGCACGGGUAUUGAUAACCCUAGCUUUGAGACUGAUAAAACUGAUGUACCAAAACCUAUAACUAACGGGCAUAAUGGUACCGUUAAUCACGAAAAGGAUAAAAUGGCUGAAGCUGUGAAUUUAGAAUUAAUUAAUAUGAAACCGUUUGCUAAAAGCAUUAAUGGCAAAGAAAAUGGAGUACCCAAGAAAAAAAAAGAAACUGCUGUCAAUAUGAACGAUACAUACGAUGACUAUUUUAUCCCUGUAAAUGAACACAAAAAAUACAUUAGAGGCGGAGAAAAACUGUAUGUAACCAAAGAUAAACGAGAUAUGAAUCAAUCUAAAAAACCAUUUAUUUGUUGGGUGUUUGGCCUAGUCUUAUUGGCUGCUGCUGUCAUUAUCGCAAUUUUAGCGUCAACUGGUGUAAUAUUCAAUAAUGAAACUGCAGUGGAAAGUAGGAAUUUCAUGGAGAAUGAGAAAAUCGCUGGUUUUGGUAAUCACCAUGGACAUUUCUCAUCAGUCAGCCCACCUCCUAGUAUAGAUAGCUCGAGUCCAUUCAAUCCUCCGACUACUGAUAUGUCAGGAGUGUACCUUCCUAGAACCGUGCAAGGUGAAAUUGUUAUUGAUAAUUUGGUAUUUACUCCUGGCUUAGCAAACAAAUCAUCUACAGAAUUUAUAACAUUAGCUAGUUCAAUCGAAACCGAGCUAAAAAAUGCUCUUUUUAAAAACCAACCAUCAAAUAGUGUUGCUGAUGAUAUACAUAUUAAAGUCUUAGAAUUUUCUUCUGGAAGUGUAGUAGCUAAGUAUAGAAUAGGCUGGGAAUAUAAAGAUGACAGUGAACCACAGGAUCUCAUUGAUGCAGUUACUCUUAAAACUCGAUUGGAUAGUUUUAUAAGAGAGUCUAAUGGAUUUUUAUACAAUUAUAAAGUUCCUAUCCAUAGAUUGCGCUCAGAUCCUGUUAUGGAUAAAUGCAAAAUAAAUAACGGAAAAUGUUCCCAUUACUGUUCUUACGAUUAUAAAAGUUUAGAUUUUGUAUGUUCAUGUCCGUCUGAACUCACUAUAAGUGAGAAUAUGAAAGACUGCAAACGGAUUAGUAAAGAUAUUAAUAAUGAUGAUAUAGAUGAUAUUAAUGUCCAUGAUGAUAAACAUGACGAAGAUAGCUUUGACACUAAGUCCGAUUACGAUUCAUUUUCGGAACUUGAACCUAGUUCGGUACCUGAAUCUAAAUCAGAAGUAGAGUCUGAAUUAAAGCCAGAACCGGAACCUAGUUCAGAACCAGAAGGAAAAGUUGAACCAGAGCCAAAUACUGUUCCUGAAGUAGAACCUGAACCAAACCCAAGUUCAGAAUCUGAAGGAAAAGCGGAACCAGAGCCAAAUACUGUUCCCAAAGUAGAACCUGAACCAAAGCCAAGUUCAGAAUCUGAAGGAAAAGCGGAACCAGAGCCAAAUACCGUUCCCGAAGUAGAACCUGAACCAAAGCCAAGUUCAGAAUCUGAUAUCGUUGGAGAAUUGGUGCCUAGUACAGAAUCAGAAGUAAAAGCAGAACCAACACCAAGUUCAGUUCUCGAAGUCAAACCUGAAUCUGAACCUAUUUCUGAAUCAGAAGUAAAAGCAGAGCCAGAGCCAAAUUCAGUAUCAGAAGUCAAAGCUGAACCAGAGCCAAAUACCGUUCCCGAAGUCGAACCUGAACCAAAGCCAAAUACAGAAUCUGAAAUUGUUGCAGAAUUAAUGCCUAGUACAGAAUCAGAAGUAAAAGCAGAACUAAUGCCAAGUUCAGUUCCUGAAGUCAAACCUGAACCUACUUCUGAAUCAGAAGUAAAAGCAGAGCCAGAACCAAAUUCAGUAUCAGAAGUUAAAGCUGAACCAGAGCCUAGUUCCAAAUCUGAACCAGAGCCUAGUCCCAAAUCUGAACCAGAGCCUAGUCCCAAAUCUGAACCAGAGCCAAGUUUAAUAUCUGAAGUCAAAGCUGAACCAGAGCCUAGUUCGGAACCAGAAGUAAAAGUAGGACCAGAACCUAGUCCAAAACCAAUAGUAAAAGUAGAAUCAGAAAUUGGCACAAAAAUUGAACCUGAUUCUAAACCAGAACCAGUACCUAGUGCAGAGUCAGAUUCAAAAAGUUCUAUUGACAAUUAUGAAACGUUGUCAGAUGUUGACAUUAGUUCUGAAUCAGAUACUGUAGAACAAAAUAAUAACCCAUCUUCGAGUUCUUCAUCAGAAAAACCAAUUUUAAAUAUUGAUCAAUCUGAUAGAGAAGCAAAAUCACAUUCAGAUGAAGUAUUCAGUCACGAAAUCAAGCCAGAAGUAACUUACAGUGUAUCAACAGAAACUGAAUUUGAAACAAAAACAGAGUUGGCAUUUAAAGAUAACUCUAAACCUAAAGAAAGUUCUGAAUUAUUAGGAGAUAUUGAUUUGAAUGAUCCAGAAGAAUCUACUGUAAUUCCAUCGAUAACUGAAAACUGGUUGACUACUACUCUAUCUAGUAUUCCUAGCAUUCCUAAAUUACCUAGUGAUUUGGAAGUAACAGAAAAAGAAAAUGGAUCUACAGAAGAAAAAGUGAAGACAGAGGCUUUAGGUUUUGAACAGAUGGAAUUGAAAUCUGAAAAUAAAUCUACUAUUAUUGAUUUAAUGUCUGAAUCCCAUAGUAAAAGUCCAAUUGAAGAAAUAAUAACUGAAAUACCAGAAACAACUAUUUCAGGUAAUGUAAAAGAUUUAUUAGGUGUAGUAACAGUUUCAACUAUAGAUGUAAGUUCAACCAUCAAAGAAGAUAUGAAUUUACCUAUGAAAGAAUUGGAAAAUAUUUCAAAUGAACAUGUUACUGAAUACAUUUAUAUGACCACUAUGCCUUCAACAAUAGAUCAAGAACUAGUUAUGCCAUUACAUAGUUCAGAAAACCCAAAUUCCUUAGAAAAAAAUAAUUCAAAUGAUUUGACAAAUUUAGAAAAAACUAAUAUACCCGACCCUACUAAAAAGUUACAAUCUUUAACAUCCCUGGAAGAUCAGGUAACUAAUUCACCUCAUAUUGAAGUUUUAAGUACUUCUACACAAAGUAAUAUGGAUAAUUUCAACGAAAAUAGUUCACCUGAUGAACAAGAUACGAUUUUAACACACUCAAAUGAAUCAAACUUAUCAGAUGUUGUUAAUGAAAACGAUAAUAUGAGUGCAUUAGAUUUAUACCAAAAACCAGAAUCAAAGAAAAAAGACAAAAAGACUUCUAAAAAUCCUGAAUUUUAUUUAUCUGAUAGUGGAUUUACAAAAAGAAACAAAAUAAAAACAGAAAAAGAAAACAAAAAAAAUAAUAAAUCUGAUGCUAUGGAUAUGAUGACAGAAUUAUUAAAUUCCAACAAAUGUGAAGAAGGACAAUUCCAGUGUAUAAAUGGUACAACCAAAGAUGGUUCAUAUUGUAUAAAAAUGUCGUCAAGAUGUGAUACAAAUAAAGAUUGUACUGAUAACUCAGACGAAUAUGACUGUGCUGAAAAUUCUUGUGCUGGAAAUUUCCUGUGUAAAAGUGGAGAAUGUCUACAAAGAAACCUGGUUUGCAAUAAUAUAAUGGAAUGUGAAGAUGGCAGUGAUGAACAAUCUUGUGAUUUAUGGAAGUGUGCUAAUGAUGAAAAACAAUGUACUGGUGGUCAAUGUUUACCAGAAGCCUAUUUUUGUGAUGGAAAAUCUGAUUGUAAUGACCAUUCAGAUGAGCUACAAUGCAACAGUACUUGUAAUGGGUAUCAAUGUUCAAACAGCUAUUGCAUAUCGAGUACUUUACGAUGCAAUGGAGUAAAUGAUUGUAGUGGAGGAGAGGACGAACAAAAUUGUGAAUGUAGUUCCAAUGAAUUUAAAUGUAAUACGGGUUCAGAAUGUAUUCCAAAAACCCAAAUUUGUGAUAAUGUACCACAGUGCACAGACCAAAGUGAUGAAUGGCAGUGUGUUCAACUUGAUGGUGUUCAACUUUUUGCAAAAAAAGAAAGUGAAAUAGCUAUGAAAGUAUGCAGUAAUGAUUGGUCAGAAACAUGGAGCAACUUUGUGUGUCAAAGUCUUGGAUUUACUGAAACAAAAACAACUAAUUUCCGAUCAAAUGAAAACUCUACUGAAAACUUAGUGGGGUAUCUUAAAUUGAAACAGAAUUCAACUUUAAAUAGUUCUAAGAGUUUGACGGGAUAUCUUGAACCAGCUUUAACGUCUUGUGAGACUGUAGAAAUUAAAUGUUCUUCUAAACACUUAUGUGGAGAUUUUGGGGGCAAAGAUCCAUUAUCAAUGGAAAUGUGGCCUUCUGUUGUCUACCUUCAUAACACUUUAACCCAUAAGUCAUGUACAUCUAGUCUUGUAAAACGGAAUUGGAUAUUAUCGUCUUAUAGCUGUGUACAUUCCAUUGAUGAAUCUCUAUCGCCUGAACAAUGGGAAGUAAUUUCAAGCAAAUCUCGAGUAGCCAAUGAACAGAAUUUAACAAAAAGAUCAGUUUCUAGAAUAAUUAGUCAUCCUGGAGUAAAAUUCGAGAAAUUGCGCUAUUUCAAUGACUCAGUUUUAGUAGAACUUAGUACACCAUAUGAUUUAUCAGAAGAAGUUAAUACAAUUUGUCUACCUGAAAAAGUUGUUGAUAACAAACAACCAUGUGUCACUGCCAGUUGGUCUUAUGAGUCUCCAGGAGUUUUCAAACAAUUUUCACGCUCUUUAUCUGAACCAUUAAUGCAAACAGAUUUGUGCAACUCAACAAAGCACUUUAAUGGUUUCCUGACAGAACAGGAAAUUUGUGUUGCUUCAGGAGAAAUGGAAGCCAGUAAUAUGGAAAUCGGAUCACCGUUAAUGUGUUUGGCAGAAAAUGGAUUGUGGCAGGUACAAGGCAUGCUCAGUUACCGAGGUGGUUAUGGUCGGUCUUCUAAACCAUCUCUUUACAACGCAAUUGUAGAAUCUGUACCAUGGAUAGAGAACACAAUAGCAUUUGGUGUCUAACAUGUUCUCUUGGUCAGUUCCCCGUGGGCCUAAAUGAUUAAUAUUGUAAAAGUAUUUAAUAAUAAUAAUGAAAUGACGACCGUUAUAUUAUUAUCUAUAGUGUCGUA